CUUUUGCAUAUAUUUCUCAGAAGUCAGAAAGUGUCUGACCUACUUUGGCCUGUAAACCUUCGUCAUCUUCAUCUCCCUACCGCAGGACUUUAAUUUAAAAUCUGACCUGUUAAUCUGAUUUCUUGAAUGACUGUUCAUGUCCUGGAUGACACAGGAUGCGACAGUGACGGUGGUGGAGCAAAUGACGCCUGGGAGCUCUUACUUAUCACUGAUAAUUCUUAAUUAGUAUCAUGGUAUCACCUGUUUACCCCACUGCUUUAUGGCUGCUGUGAAAAAGGCUGAAUAGAGCUGUUGUGUGACAUGGGUUGGUAAUAAAAAUGCAGCUUUGUGGUUUUCUUUCUGAUUCACACGCCGGGUCAAUGAGGCUGAAGCAUGCGAGUUACUGUCAACAGUUGUGAGAGCAGCAGCUGUAAACACAUAAUUCACAACUCCGCUUCCUGUCUUCUUCGCCUGCUGCUAUUGGCUGAGCUGUUCGUCCACUCGUGGUCGCGUCCCACCAGCAGUCCGUACCUCUGUAAACACUUUGCAUCAAUGAUCACUAAGGUGGAGGAGCUGACGAAACUUUCCAAAAAACUUCAUGAGUUGUCAGACAAUGUACUCGCUACCUUUGCCGGAGUGGAGAACAGACUGGACGGUCUUCCUAAUAUAAAACAAAACGCUGAAUAUUUCAACUCGCUGCAGGUGAACGUGUCCCUCUCCGAGCUGUACGGGUACACUCAGUCCUUCAAACUGCACGUCGACUGGUUGAAAACAGUCAAAGAAAACCACACUUUGUCCACCCAGUCAUCUUCAAACGCAAGCACUUACCUCCUGCAACUAUCCAACCAACUUAAUGCAUCUCUUCAACAGAUCAGUGCUGAGGUUCCUCAGUCGCCGACUCCCUCGUCCCUCCCUGUCGUCUCCACAGCCUUCGAUGAACUCCAGUUCUCCGUCGAGAUCUCUACACGGCUACAAGUGUUUUGUAGCUGGACAAAAAGAGUGUUAAAGUUCCUCCAGAAGCUGUCCCGCUGUCAUAGACAUUAACCCUCUGCCCAUUUCUGUUUCUUUUACUGCAAAACCACUGUUAACUUAUGUUAUAUGCAAGCCAGCAAGGAGUUUUAGCCGUCCUAGCAGCAUGUCUCCAGGGAUGGUAUUGUAGGUUGUUUACUUCUUCAAAUGGGAAUAUCCCAACAAAUAUUGGAUGGAUUAAGAUGAAGUUCAGUACAGAUGUUCAUUGUGCACAGAGGAUGAAUUUCAAUGACUUUGGUGAUACCCUGACCUUUUUUUGUAGCGUUACCAAGUAGUCAAAGUUUUCAUGAAGAGUCCAGUUAUUUCAAUAUCUAGUGGCUAGCUAGGUACAAAAUUUAGUACUGACUUUCAAGGUCCCCAGAAGAUGAACCCUUCUGACUAUGGUGAAUUCCAGAGUUCCCAAAGUUUGUUUGUUUCAGUAUUUUUGUAAUCUUUUCAUCUCACGGCGCCACCACCAAGUCAAAAAUAAUUCAAUACUUUUGUUUUUGACCAAAUAUGUGCAAAAUCUACGUCAAAUUUGUGCCGUACGUCACUCUUGCUUCAUUAGUAUGUUGGCAUUGUUUCUUUGUUGGCAAACUAAUGUUUGCGUUUAGCUCAAAGCACCAUUGUGCCCAAAUAGAACAGCUAAUAUUGCUCUUAUUUACACGUGAUGAUAUGCAGGAUGUAGCAGGAUGAACAUCAAACGACUGUUUUGACGUAAUAUGUUGAAUUUUUGAGGCAUUUUUGUGAACUGUUUACACAAGUUGUCAAUGCUGCGUUGGCCACGACACAUCAACAUCUAUUCAGCAGUGAAACUGAAUGUACAUGUAGUAAUAUGCCGUACUAAUGCACUGUGCAGAGGUAGUCCGACCUGUGACCUUUACUCCCUUUGAGGCUGUUUACAUUUACAGUGCCUGCUAAGUGUUGAUUUACUCAAUGGGCUAAAUGACAAGCAAAUGUUGUGUAAUAAUAUUUUUCUACUUUUGUUUUUUUAACCUAUUUAGAAUGAUAUUUAUGAGCUUUUUAUAUUAUGUGAGAUGCAGGCAUCUCAUCUUUUUUUUAUGGGUAAUGUAUUAUGUAAUAUUUAUUAAUAAUAAUAAUAAUAAUAAUGAUAAUAAUAAUAAUAUUGUCAAGUUUUGUAUUACUAUUUAUACUUUGUCUAUGUUUUGGUUUUGUACGUUUUUCAAGUCAUUAAUAAAAUGUUAAAAAGAGAUC
Larimichthys crocea (large yellow croaker) is the source of this 2202-nucleotide messenger RNA. It is a transcript of the gene il11b, whose product is annotated as interleukin 11b. NCBI's taxonomy places the organism in Eukaryota, Metazoa, Chordata, Actinopteri, Sciaenidae. Gene Ontology annotation, molecular function: cytokine activity; growth factor activity. Gene Ontology annotation, biological process: positive regulation of MAPK cascade; positive regulation of cell population proliferation. The record is from RefSeq and is a predicted model, not a curated record. Bases 373 to 1023 code for a protein of 216 amino acids. The transcript has 5 exons. Gene Ontology annotation, cellular component: cytoplasm.